This is a messenger RNA of Mangifera indica (mango), 1536 nucleotides long. Its product is annotated as replication termination factor 2-like. NCBI's taxonomy places the organism in Eukaryota, Viridiplantae, Streptophyta, Magnoliopsida, Sapindales, Anacardiaceae. The transcript has a single exon. The record is from RefSeq and is a predicted model, not a curated record. Bases 173 to 1294 code for a protein of 373 amino acids. Gene Ontology annotation, biological process: site-specific DNA replication termination at RTS1 barrier; mitotic DNA replication termination. Gene Ontology annotation, cellular component: nucleus.
AAUUCGGUUUAGUUCCGCUAAUUUCCCUUCGAUCCGUCAUCGAUGACAAUUGUUUGUCAUCGACCCUAAAUUUCCAUUGGUCUCUCUGAAACCCUAACUUCAUAACCAAAUUAGCGAUAUUUCGACACCAUUAUCUCAAAUUUCCCAAAUUUUAAGAACCCAAAAGAAAAAUAUGCAUUCCAAAACCCAAAUCUUCAUCAAAACUCCAACAAAUUCCGACAAAACCCUAACUCUAGAUCACAACCAAUCUGAAACCCUAACCCUAACCCAGCUCAAAGGCUCUCUCCUGUCGAACGAUCAAUUUUUCUCCUCGUUUUACUUCACUCUCAAUGGCAAAACUCUCGACGAGUCAAUCCCACUUUUUCAACUCCCCCAAAUUGCCCCUCUUUCGACUCUUUAUCUGCAGCAACGCGUUCUUGGUGGCGGUGGUGAUGGUGGCGCAACCGGAGCCGAGUCACGCGACUGUUAUCUCAACAUGUAUGCCGAGAAGAAGCCGGAUAAAAUCGAUCCAAAUGAACAGAGACUCUCCAAGUGGUUGAAUUGCGCGUUAUCGUUUGAGCCGUUGAAGGAGCCUUGUGUCAUCGAUAAAUUGGGUAAUAUUUUUAAUAAAGAAGCGAUUGUUCAUGCUUUGUUGAGCAAAAAUUUGCCUAAAGAGUUUAGUUAUAUAAGGGGUUUGAAGGAUAUCAUUAAUGUGAAGCUUUCUAGGGUUCCGGGAGUAGAGGAGUUGGGUGACAAUGCGAGGUUUCAGUGUCCGAUUACAGGGCUUGAAUUCAAUGGGAAGUAUAGGUUUUUAGCAUUGAGGAGUUGUGGGCAUGUGUUGAGUCUCAAAGCAUUGAAGGAGGUAAAAUCGUCUUCAUGUUUGGUUUGCCAUGAGGAGUCUAGUGAGUUGGAUAAGAUUGUGCUUAAUGGCAAUGAAGAGGAAGUUGCAGUGUUGAGAGAGAGGAUGGAGAUAGAGAAUUUGAAAGUGAAGGAAAAGAAAGCAAAAAAAGUGAGGAAUGGCGAAGUCGCUGCAGAUAAAGAGGAGGGUUUGGAUUCAGUAAAAGUUAGUGGGAAGAAGCGAGGAGUUGUUGAAAGUAAGGGUUUGGAGAAGGCUUCCAGUAGAGUGGAGGGUAAUGGCCUGGUCCAGAAUGAGAAGGGUGUGACUGGUAAUGGUGCAGUCAAGAAAUUUAAGGCAGUUGAUAUGGCGCCAGCACAUGCUAAUAAAGAAGUGUAUGCCUCAAUAUUUACUUCAUCGAGGAAGUCAGAUUUUAAGGAGACUUAUUCAUGCAGAUCUCUUCCACUUGGUAGGAACUGAUUGUUGAUGGUUUAAAAUGGCAAAGGGCAUUUAUUGUAAGUCAAUGUUUUGCCUAUAUCUAUUGUAAUUUCAAUUUAUUAUGAAUACAGAAUAUUGGUGUUUUGGGGUGGGAAUGUUAUCAAUGUCCAACAUUAUAUUAACUUGAAUAACAUAAUUUGUAUAAUUUGUUCCUAGUUGACAGACCUUUUGUGAAGUCAUUCUUUGGAGUUGGAUAUUUGAAUAUCCAGUUUAUUUUUUGUGUA